GUCCUUGCCCAGCCCUUGGAAGAACACCAUGUGCCUGAGCCAACCCCCGCUCGCCUCACCGCCACAGGUCAGGGACGCCGACGACGCCAAGACGUUCUCCGCCACCCUGGACGCCAUGGCCACACGCCGACCCUCCUGGACCACGCUGCGCGGAGUCUUCAAACAGCCCGCCAGCUCGGCCAGACCCGGACUGCCCCGCCGGUUCCACACCAAGAUCAACCUCAACGAGUACUGGGGCGUCCUCGAGAAGGUCGUCAAGGUGGAGGUGUCGUGGUCGCAGACCGCCAAGGAUGCAGAGCGCGCGCGCGCGGCCGCCGCCGCCGUCGUCGCCAUGGACGUGGACAACGAGGUGAACGAGAACCUGGCCAACGAGCGCGCCGAGCAGUCACGCAUGGACGUGGACGUCAGCGAGGAGGCCAUCGAUCUGACGCCAGCCUCCCGCAAGGACGACAGCCAGCUCCAGGAGAACGUACCCGUGGUACAGGUUAUCGACCAGGUGCCCGUCUACCCCAUGAAGGAUGACAUCGCCGCGGUGGCGCGCAAGAGCCCCUGCAAGGUGAAGGCGGAGUCCUCCCCCUCGCGGCGCGAGAAGGCGCGCCGGCGGUCCGCCCCUGCCUCCCCCGCCGCCCCCCUCCACUGCGGAGGGUCCUGCGCCCCGUCGCCAUCCCGCCGGGUCCCGCUCGGCACCAUCAACGGCCUGGAGAGUCGCGGCCAGCUAAAAAAGAACCUGUCACCGCUGUCAGCGUUCGCAGACAAUUUAGCGCGCAGAAUUGCGCGACAGUACUGAAUGAGCAGCGUUUAGCUGUUUAAAUAGCUGCUUUAUCUCUGUAACGAUUGUGGUACGAAAGCUUUAACUAGAGUUUAUUGUCUUGAGCUUUAAUUAGUUUGUACGUGUUGCUUUCUUUUAAUUGUUAACUGAGAAUGUUUAGGUUUUGUUUUCAAAAAAAUU
Molecule: messenger RNA, 949 nt
Organism: Frankliniella occidentalis (western flower thrips)
Lineage: Eukaryota; Metazoa; Arthropoda; Insecta; Thysanoptera; Thripidae
Exons: 2
Coding region: 29-787 (252 amino acids)
Source: RefSeq, a predicted model, not a curated record